This is a messenger RNA of Asterias rubens (European starfish), 842 nucleotides long. RefSeq lists its product as uncharacterized. The transcript is spliced from 3 exons. Bases 181 to 531 code for a protein of 116 amino acids. NCBI's taxonomy places the organism in Eukaryota, Metazoa, Echinodermata, Asteroidea, Forcipulatida, Asteriidae. The record is from RefSeq and is a predicted model, not a curated record.
AAUUCAAGAAUAAAUUCCUGUUUCAACUUUUGGAAAACAUGGGCGCCGCUUGUAACCUUGGAGGUAGUCUGUAAACAGUGCUGUCAUUAAUCAGCACGGUGAGUACGAUUAACAGAACAGCCAGAACACAAUCCCACCCCCCGGUUAGGCCGGUUUCGCGCCGAUAUUGUUUAGUGCGCGAUGGUCGCGCAGCAUUGCAAUUCAGCACAGUUAUUUACACUGUUUAAAAACCAUUAUCGCAAAAUAGCGUGUAAUUGUCACUGUCGCGCAAAUAUCGCCCGCGCGAUUGGUAACUUUCCCUCUCGUCUGCAUGCAGCAUGCAGCAACAAGAACGUCAGGUUAUUAGUCCGUGUCAACGUGUGCUGUUGGUGGGUGAUGGAAUAUGAAAUAAGGUUGACGUGCAUGUACACAGGCCUACAUACAUCCCAUACAACUUUCACCAUGGACUCGACAAAGAUGAAGACACCACACAUCCUGUGUACAUCGAAAUGGAUGAAAAAUCGACACAUGUGUCUACAGAGUUUAAAGUAGUUGCAGAAGGCGAGGUAGUUUCUGUUGUUGAUGAUGUAACAACAGCAGUCGCGUGCUACAUUUCCUCGUUUUUUGUAUUUCACCUGCAGUACAUCCCAGAACUAGUGAAGACAAUUGCUUUUUAUCAAUAUGGUGUUCUUAAGAUUGACGACCAGACUGGUAUUCAUAGUUCAUAUUCUUUGGAUUCCGUGACCAUUUAUUUGCUACCUUUUUUUUUCGAUGGAUUUGACGUCAGGAACCAUUUAAAAAAAAAAAAGCUCCUAUGAACCUCUGAAAUGUGAUAGGAACUUUUUUUAUUGCGCAAUAUUCAA